AUGCCCAUGCGCAAUCUCUGAGCUUUCGGUGGUGCCAUAGGAUGUCUCUGUGCAUCCUGCAUUGCCUGUGUGAGCUGGAUUAAGUGCCCCAACAGGCUGCUGUGAAAAAUGGCAAAGCUUGAAACUGCCUCACAGGGCCCAGGAGACUUGGUUCUAGAUGGCACCAGCACCCUCACCUUGCUCACCUCCACUCUGCAGCACCUGACCCAGAUCUUCGAGCAGCAUCUGGGGUCCCGGAACCACAGCCAUGGUUUUGUUGCACUUCCAUCACACCCGGCUGACACCUCUGCCAUUCUCCAGGCCCAGUUCCUGUUUGAUGUCUUGCAGAAGACGCUUUCCCUGAAGCUCAUUCACGUUCCCAGCUGGAACCUGCAGUCUGCUGUGACGAUCUUCCCCUUCAAGUCUCUCCGGCGCCUGGAGCUGAAGUCUGUCCCUCCGCACUGCCUGCGAGGGCUGCGGUUUAUCUACUCUCAGCUGGAGGCCUUAACGUGCAGCAGAUGUGUCAGCACGCUGGAGGAGGUCAUCUCUGCCUGCGGAGGGGAUCUGAGCUCUGCCCUCCCUUGGCUGGAACUGCAGACCCUGAACUUCAGCCACAACUCCAUCACUGCCCUGGAUGGGUCACUGCAACUGCUGAACGCCCUGAAGGUCUUGGACUUGAGUCACAACCAGGUGCGGGACUGCGAGCACUACCUGACGGUGAGUGUCCGAGCCCAGUGUCUGCGCAUCCCCGGCCGCACGUGGAUUCCCAUCCUGGAGCAGGCAGCUGCUGCGCUACAGGCUGGGACCCAGCCCUUCAGCCUGCCGAGCUGCCUGGGCACCUCCUGCCGGGUGGCCCCCUCGCCUGUCUGCCCCCUGUGUCCUGAUCAGCCUGGGGGCCAAGGGAGCAGCCAGGCAUCUGUGGCCAGAGCCCUUUUGCCCACCCCCGCUCUGAGCCAGGCGCAGGAGGUCAUCUCUGCCUGCGGAGGGGAUCUGAGCUCUGCCCUCCCUUGGCUGGAACUGCAGACCCUGAACUUCAGCCACAACUCCAUCACUGCCCUGGAUGGGUCACUGCAACUGCUGAACGCCCUGAAGGUCUUGGACUUGAGUCACAACCAGGUGCGGGACUGCGAGCACUACCUGACGACCCUGACGGAGCUGGAGUACUUGAGUCUGGCCUACAACUUCCUGCCAAGGGUGCCCGAGCUGGGCCUGCACAGUCGAGCCACGCUGGUGACUCUGAUCUUGCGCAGCAAUGAACUUGAGAGUAUUAAUGGGCUGGAGCAGUUGCUGAACCUGCGGCACCUGGAUGUGGCCUAUAACCUGCUGUUGGAACAUGCCCAGUUAGCACCACUGUCCAUGCUGCACAGCCUCAGGAAACUGCACUUGGAGGGGAACCCGCUAUGGUUCCACCAGAACCACCGAGCGGCUGCCCACGUCCACCUAUCUCCCAGGUGGGGCUGGUGGCCUGGCUGGGGGCGGGGUGACAGCACUGUCGCCACUCAGCGCUGCUCCUUCCGUCCCUUGCAGGGGAAGGUGAGGGUGCGCCGGGCGAGCAUCUCAGAGCCCAGUGACACGGAGCGCGAGUGCCCGGCACGGCCCCCCUCUGCCGGGCUGGGCCAGUGGCACCGGGAGCUGGCGCGCAUGGACGCCUUCCGAGAGCACUUGGGUGCCGACUGGCUGCAGUACAAGAGGCAGCUGGAGGGGCACGGCCAGGAGGGGCCUUUCACCUCCCUUAGUUGUCCUGCCAGGGAGGUGCCGGGCAGCCUGCCUGGCACCCGCACGGUGAGCGAGAGCACCACCCCGGAGCAAGCCACUCCCUGUGGGUCGCUGCGGGACAGCCCGAAGGAGGAGGAACCCGCCUGGCAGUGCGAGGAGGCCCUGCGAGAAGGCCAGAAAGGAGAGAUGGCUGUGGACGAGCUCGCAGCCCCGGAGGGAGAGGAGAAGCCAGAAGUGGACCUGUGCCAGCCUGUCCUGGUGAGCCAGAUAGAGGGUGACGGCGCCCCAGAGCCAGACUGGAUCUUCCUGCGCGUCACAGCCCGGCAUGUGAUCGAGGUGGAGCUGAAGGCAGCCAGAGUCCUGCACAAACUGGAGCUGAGGAGCCUGCAGAAAGUGGAGACCUCGGAGAUGGCCUGGAGACGGAUGGACCUGGAGCGAGUCUUCCCUGUCCUCACGCUCUACUUUGGCUACAUCCGCAAGGACCGUCGGAAGCGCAGCUAUGUGGUGCUGGACGAUCACCCGGAACGCUGUGUGCAGUGUGUGCUGCGAGUGCUGGCCCCUGCCCUGGAGGAGAAUGGCCGAAAUCAGGGGCUGGCGGAGGCUGCGAAGCUGCAGUGCCUGAAAUGCCAGCAGGAGUUUGGCCAGCCCCUUGCACCCUGGCAGCAGAGCCCGUCUCCGGCAGCGGUGGACGGUGGCGAAGGCGUCGAGGCCCUGGCUCAGGCCAGGCGAGGCCCCAGCUGCUCCAGUGACCACGUUGUUGUCCGUCCCUGCGAGCGGCACUCCAGCACCCCGCUGCCCUCCGAGCGCCUUGCGGAGCCGGGGAGUCUGGAGGCGGCGUCCGUCCUGGGCAGCCAGAGCGGGCAGUUCUACAUUGGCGGGGAGGACGAUGGCUCAGAGACAGAGCCCCGGGCCCAGGAGCUCAGCGGCGACCACGGCAGCACUGUCCAGUCCAGCUCCGACGGGGACGGCAGGCAGAAGGAGCCAGGCCUGAAGAGCUGUUACUCGUCCCUCAGUCGGACAGACACCAGCGCGGGGAGCCUGAUGGGCAGCUACCACUACGGCGCAUCCCGGGGGCCCACGCCCAGCUCGGAGCCUGAGGAGACCUGGAACCUCAGUCCCCCCAUAAACGGCCCCCUGGCCGCAUGGGACUUCCGCUCUGUGGACCAUCGCCUCCGGCUCUACCUGGACAUGGAGGUGCUGGAGGAGAACGUGGAGGAAUUCCAGUGCUUCCUCAAGGUGGCCAUGGUGAAGUUUGGGCGCUGUGGGGAGUUCCUUUCGCUCCUGGUGGCCUCAGAUCUCCGGGUUCACGUUCUGGAAGUCACUGGGGAGAUCAGGGGGCAGCCCGCGGACUGGCUGAAGAAAAGCGACUGCCACGACCUGUCUGAUCUCUGCUACCUGGAGAUGGGGCUGGGCCGCCAGAGCCUGCGCAUGGAGUUCGAAAACCCCACGGCCUCCUACAACCUGCUCAUCCGCAACCAGAGCCGCUGUGACCAGUUUGCACAGUGCUUGACAGGUCUCCUGCAAGAGCUGCCAGGCAAGCACAGGAGCCGAGUGAAGGAAAUCCGCAUGGUGGAGAUGAACCCCCAGCACCAGCUGUGGCCUCUGCUGGACAAGGGCCCGUGUCCCGGGGCUGCCCCCGGCGCGCCCGCCCGCUGCUUCUAUCUGCUGGCGUAUUUGAUCCAAGGUGCCUCUGCCUUCCCUGUGACUCUGCUGGGCACCAGCACUGCCCUGGUGCUGCUGGAGGAGAACCACACACACACACACACAGAGUGCCCACUCACUGCAGCAGCUCUGAGCACUGAUCUGAGCCUGGCCCGUCAUGACCUCCCUCCUCCCGUGCAGGUGCUGAAGGUGGAGAGCACGUGGCACAUCCACACGGCGUGCCCCGAGCUGCUGGCCCAGCUGGUGGAGUGGAUCCGUGGCCCCUGGGAGGAGAUGUUCUCCAUCGACCUGCGGAGGAUGGUGCAGGAGUUCCUGGAGUGAGCCAGGCAGCAGGGAGAAGGGACCUGGCCGACCGCUCCCACCUGCUCCCCUCUUCUGGGCCUGUGCUGGUGGGGAACAAGGAGCACUGAGGAUCUGGCUGCUGCCCUGCCGGGGCUGGCUCUGGGGGGCAGGGCGCGUGGUGCUGACACAGCUGUGCCCCGGCGAUUUGACGGACUCACUCAAAGGAGUAGUGACCCUGCCACGGUCACUUCCUAGUUAUCCCUGGGGUCCCGGGCCACUGGGAGCCCAGCGGGUUGGGGCUGGAGUCCAAGCCUGCUUGGCCCGGCCACGGGCGGCAUCUGGGGCCCCCUUCCAUAGGCGGGUGCCAUCUGCCACUUGCGGGACUUGGCGCAGCCUGUAUUUAUUUGUCUGGCCCUGGGCAGAGUUCCCAGGCCUGCGUCCCUUCGGGGGCAGGGAGGCUCUUGAACAGGGCAGUUUUACUGUUUUCUAGUCUAAUAAAACCUUCUAUUUAUUGA
This is a messenger RNA of Pelodiscus sinensis (Chinese soft-shelled turtle), 4154 nucleotides long. The record is from RefSeq and is a predicted model, not a curated record. NCBI's taxonomy places the organism in Eukaryota, Metazoa, Chordata, Testudines, Trionychidae.